This is a messenger RNA of Thrips palmi, 2792 nucleotides long. RefSeq names its product protein transport protein Sec23A (gene Sec23). The coding region runs from base 179 to 2515 and encodes 778 amino acids. Lineage: Eukaryota; Metazoa; Arthropoda; Insecta; Thysanoptera; Thripidae. Gene Ontology annotation, cellular component: COPII vesicle coat; endoplasmic reticulum exit site. The transcript is spliced from 14 exons. Gene Ontology annotation, molecular function: GTPase activator activity; zinc ion binding. The record is from RefSeq and is a predicted model, not a curated record. Gene Ontology annotation, biological process: COPII-coated vesicle budding; endoplasmic reticulum to Golgi vesicle-mediated transport; COPII-coated vesicle cargo loading.
GUUGGCUGCACUUCAGUCAAUCUGAACGUGAAUGUGUACGCAUCACGGUUACACGGGUGACGUGGAUGUGGUGAUGUGACUAUGUUGUGACAAGUAAUUUUUCGUUCCAGAGGACUUAUCCUCUCUCAUUCUCUGUUUUGGAAUUUCUCUCUGAGUCGUACUAACUUGAAAAAUUAUUAUGGCAACCUACGAAGAAUUUAUUCAACAAAAUGAAGAGCGAGAUGGAGUCCGCUUUACUUGGAAUGUGUGGCCAUCAAGUCGCGUGGAAGCAACGAGACUGGUGGUCCCCCUUGGCUGUCUGUAUCAGCCCAUCAGAGAGAGGCCAGACCUUCCACCCAUCCAGUAUGACCCUGUUCUUUGCACUCGCACAACGUGCCGAGCCAUCUUAAAUCCCAUCUGUCAAGUGGAUUAUCGGGCAAAGUUGUGGGUCUGCAACUUUUGCUUUCAGAGAAAUCCUUUCCCUCCACAAUAUGGAGCGAUUUCAGAACAACACCAGCCCGCCGAGCUCAUUCCAAUGUUUUCAACCAUUGAGUACACAAUAACAAGGGCCCAGUCAUUGCCCCCUAUAUUCCUCCUAGUUGUGGACACUUGUGUAGAUGAUGAAGAAUUAGGGGCUUUGAAAGACUCUCUCCAGAUGUCACUAUCAUUGGUGCCACCCAAUGCCUUAAUAGGUCUCAUCACUUUUGGUAAAAUGGUUCAAGUACAUGAACUUGGUUGUGAAGGCUGCUCUAAAAGCUAUGUCUUUCGUGGCACUAAAGACCUGACUGCCAAGCAGAUUCAAGACAUGCUUGGCAUCGGCAAAUAUUCAGGUCCGCAACAACAGCAGCAGCAGCAGCAGCAACGCGCUCCUGGAUCCCAGCAGCCUCUGCCAAGCAACCGGUUCCUUCAGCCAGUUCAUAAAUGCGACAUGAGCCUGACCGACUUACUGGGUGAACUUCAGCGGGAUCCGUGGCCUGUUGCACCUGGAAAACGUCCUUUGCGGUCAACUGGAGUGGCUCUUUCCAUUGCUGUAGGCUUGCUAGAGUGCAUGUACCCCAACACAGGAGGCCGCAUCAUGAUGUUUGUUGGUGGUGCCUGCUCUCAAGGACCAGGUCAAGUUGUCAAUGAUGAUCUGCGCGAACCUAUUCGUUCCCACCACGAUAUUCAUAAAGAUGCUGCAAAAUAUAUGAAGAAGGCUAUUAAGCAUUAUGAAGCUCUAGCUGUGCGUGCAGCUAACAAUGGCCAUGCUAUUGAUAUUUACUCUUGCGCAUUAGAUCAGACUGGCCUACUUGAAAUGAAGCAGUGCUGCAAUUCAACUGGAGGUCACAUGGUUAUGGGUGACUCUUUCAAUUCAUCCCUAUUCAAGCAAACAUUCCAGAGGGUCUUUGCCCGUGAUCAGAAACAGGAAUUGAAAAUGGCUUUCAAUGGUACUUUAGAGAUCAAAUCUUCAAGGGAGUUGAAAGUGUCUGGAGCAAUUGGUUCUUGUGUUCCCUUAAAUGUGAAGGGUCCUUGUGUCUCGGAAACAGAAGUGGGAAUGGGUGGAACAUGUCAGUGGAAGUUCUGCACUCUCAGCCCAAGCACAACAUGUGCCUUUUUCUUUGAAGUUGUUAAUCAGCAUGCAGCUCCUAUUCCCCAGGGUGGUCGAGGUUGUAUUCAAUUUAUCACUCAAUACCAACAUUCAAGUGGUCAAAGACGUAUUCGAGUCACUACAAUUGCUCGCAACUGGGCUGAUGCAUCUGGUAAUUUGCAUCACAUCAGUGCUGGGUUUGAUCAGGAGGCAGCUGCUGUUCAAAUGUCUCGUAUGGUUGUUUAUCGUGCUGAAACUGAUGACGGUCCAGAUGUUCUGCGAUGGGUUGACCGAAUGCUUAUCAGGCUGUGCCAGAAAUUCGGGGAGUACAACAAAGAUGAUCCCAACAGUUUCCGCCUCUCGGAAAACUUCAGUUUGUACCCUCAAUUUAUGUACCACUUGCGUCGCUCCCAGUUCUUGCAAGUGUUCAAUAACAGUCCAGAUGAAACAUCUUUCUACAGGCACAUGCUCAUGAGAGAAGACUUGUGUCAGUCAUUGAUUAUGAUUCAGCCUAUUUUGUAUAGCUAUAGUUUCAAUGGUCCUCCUGAACCAGUCCUUUUGGAUACGAGCAGUAUUCAACCUGACAGAAUUCUACUCAUGGACACAUUCUUCCAAAUUUUGAUUUUCCAUGGUGAAACUAUCGCACAGUGGCGCUCUCAAGGAUACCAGGAUCUACCUGAGUAUGAAAACUUCCGCCAACUACUGCAAGCACCUGUUGACGAUGCACAGGAAAUUCUGCAAACUCGCUUCCCCAUGCCUCGCUAUAUUGAUACUGAACAAGGAGGCUCUCAGGCCCGUUUCCUGCUUUCCAAAGUCAAUCCCUCUCAAACACACAACAAUAUGUAUGCAUAUGGAGGGAUGGUGCCUGCAAGCUCUGGGGAGAGUGGCGCUCCAGUUCUUACCGAUGAUGUGAGUUUGCAAGUAUUCAUGGAACAUUUGAAGAAGCUCGCUGUAUCAUCAACUGCAUAGUUUCCUUGCGUUGAGCUGAAACAUGUCUUAUGGCAUGUUACAUAUGGCAACUGAGGCUGCCUUUCUUGUAAAACUUUAUUUCACUAAGGGGAGGGGAGGUUUCUGAAUGUAAAUGAAAAAUGAAUUAAUGUAAAUGAAUUUCAUACCCAAUAUAAAAAAAAACAACUAUUGUACAAAUGUAAUGAGUUUAAUCCUCUAAAGCAUUUACUUUUUAAAUAAUUUAUUGUGAGAAAGAAAUACAUUGUGAAUAUUAAAACAACUUCAAAAUAGUCUUUUA